GAUAACCUUCGUCACUCGCGCCAUGGCCUAGUUAGGAGCAGCUGAUAUGCUUCAAAUCCAUCAAUUGCCGCCACAGCCCGCACUUUGACAUCAUGCGCCAGUCUCCUGCCAACACCAGUCCGAGCGAGUGAAUUGACUCACAUCCUGCCGUCGACGAACAAGGGAGACCAUCGACAGGUAGUACGAAGAACAAGGUAGUGCAGGCUGCAGCACUGCUGCUGCGCGAACCGCGCUGCAUCUUCAUCUCUCCACCGAGCAACCGUAACGGAGCCCCGGCUGGCUCCGCCGGCUACAACCAUGGCCGUGCCCACGCACUCACUGCUAUGGAUGGGCGUCGCCCUCGUUGCAGCGCCGUUCGCCUUCUAUACCGUGUUUCUCGGCCUGCUGGUGACGCCCUUCUUCCAGAGACACGCUCUCUACGCCCACAAGAUCAACACUCUCCUUUGGUCCAACGUCGACCGGCCCGAGGCAUGGGGCUUCGCCAGUAAUCAGGUCACGCCCUUUCGACUGAGCACGCCCGAUGGCGUCAGCCUAUAUGCCUGGCACGUCUUACCGUUGCCCGUGUACUUGAAGAAUGAAGCCGUUCUGGCCAGCCAGCCGGCACAGGCUGAUUCGAGGUUUGAAGAUUUCGAGUCGUUCAAGAUUCUCAAGCGCGACCCCGAGGCUCGCCUGGUUCUGUACUUCCACGGGAAUGCAGGUCACAUUGCUCAGGCAGUCAGGCCAGACACGUACCAUUCGCUGACCGACACAUCUUCUUACCACCUGAUCGCCAUCGAUUACCGUGGCUUCGGCCACUCAACCGGCGUGCCUAGCGAGGAUGGCCUCAUCACGGAUGCGUCCACAGUCGUCGACUGGGCCGUCAAUGUGGCGGGCAUCUCGACGAGCCGCAUCGUCCUGCUUGGGCACAGCCUCGGAACUGCAGUGGUCAGCGGCGUGGCCGAGCGAUUCGCACUCAAAGGGGUCGAGUUCGCGGGCAUCGUCCUCGUUUCCGGCUUCGGCGACCUGGCCUCAAUGCUAAGCGGCUACCGUAUCGGCGGCAUCAUUCCCUUGCUGGGGCCCUUUGCGGCGUGGCCUCGCUUCAUCCGCCUCCUCGACCGCUUCAUUGUGGACAAGUGGCAUUCCGCGAACCGACUGACCAACAUUGUGCGGCACACAAAGUCCCGGCUGCGCCUCAGUCUCGUGCAUGCCAAAGACGAUUGGGACAUUCCCUGGACUGAGGACAACAAAUUGUUCCGCGCGGCCGCGAAUGAGACUGUCGGAAGCCUGGACGACGCCGAGUUUGCAGCGUGGAAAGAGCAGCGAACCAUCCACAAGGGCAAGGAUGCGUUUGUCACGACGUGGAAAGCCGAUCCAGAUAUCAUCAUCCGGCAGGAACUGUUCCCUUUUGGCGGCCACGACCCAAUCAACGGAUUUGCACCCGUGUCGCUAGCCGUGAUGAGAUCAUUUGAUCUUCACGGGACCGCCUACGAAUAG
Messenger RNA from Purpureocillium takamizusanense, 1473 nucleotides. Its product is annotated as Acylglycerol lipase. The record is from RefSeq and is a predicted model, not a curated record. The transcript has 6 exons. Bases 298 to 1473 code for a protein of 391 amino acids. Lineage: Eukaryota; Fungi; Ascomycota; Sordariomycetes; Hypocreales; Ophiocordycipitaceae.